AUGACACCUACCAACAAAGCGGCUUGGCUGGUCGGCAAACAAGUUUUUCCCUUGUCCGUCCAUGACGCACCCUACACACAGCCAGGAACGAAUGAGAUCGUUGUGAAAGCGGCAGCCGUCGCGAUCAACCCUGUGGAAGCGAUGAAACAAGCCAUGGGUGAUAACAUGAUGCCCUGGAUCAAAUAUCCCUUCGUUCUAGGUCACGAUGUAGCAGGCGAGGUAGUCGAAGUUGGGCCCGGCGUCUCACGCUUCCGACCUGGCGACCGCGUGCUUGGUGACGCCGUCGGCCUCGACCAGCGGAGCAACCGCUCCUGCGAGGGUGCGUUCCAGGAAUAUGUCGUAUUGCGCGAGAACCUUGUUUCUCCUAUACCGGACAGCCUAAGUUACGAAUUCGCCUGUGUGCUUCCGCUCACGCUGUCUACGGCUGCAUGUGCGUUGUACUCGAAGGACUAUCUGUCGCUGAACCUGCCCGGACUCAAAUCUUCGGAAACUGGCGAGGUCGUACUGAUAUGGGGUGGAUCAACGAGUGUCGGCUGCAACGCUAUCCAACUUGCUGUUGCUUCUGGGUAUGAAGUCAUCACCACCGCAUCCCCGAAGAAUUUCAACAUGGUGAAAGAUUUGGGAGCUACUCAUGUUUUCGACUAUCAUAAUCUAGCAACGACUCAGAAGAUUAUUGGUCUGCUGGAGAGAAAAACGCUGGCUGGUGCUGUUGCCAUUGGUGACGGAUCAAUGAAAGCAUGUAUUAAGAUUGUAGCAGCCUCAUCUGGAAAAAAGUUUAUCGCCCAGGCUUCUCUUCCCAUGCCUAAUCAGAUCCCACCAACAGGGCUCAACCUGGUAUCUUUCAUUUCUCGGUUUCUGUGGUUCAAGGUUUCGACUUUCAUACAUUGCAAAGUCAAGGGAGUCGACUACAAGUUUAUAUGGGGGGACGAUGUAAUGGAAAACGAGGUUGGUGGUGCAAUCUACAGAGACUUCCUCCCAAGCGCGUUGGCAAAGGGAAGAUACAAGUGCGCACCGGAACCGGUUGUAGUUGGAACUGGAUUGGAGCACGUACAGGCAGCGUUAGACCGUAUCAAGAAGGGUGUCUCCGCUCAGAAGUUAGUUGUGCUAAUCUAG
Messenger RNA from Ascochyta rabiei, 1113 nucleotides. RefSeq lists its product as uncharacterized. The transcript has a single exon. The record is from RefSeq and is a predicted model, not a curated record. Bases 1 to 1113 code for a protein of 370 amino acids. Lineage: Eukaryota; Fungi; Ascomycota; Dothideomycetes; Pleosporales; Didymellaceae. Gene Ontology annotation, molecular function: oxidoreductase activity, acting on NAD(P)H.